AGUCAAGACCACACGACUAAACUUCAUAUAUCAUCCAAUAAAACAAAGAGACACUUCAAUUAUUAUUAUUCUUACUUCCAGAACUCACUCAGACGAAUCAAAGUAGCCAAAUAAAGAAGAUAAUGAAACCUCUAUCUCUAUUAUCCGUUAUUCUAAUCAUCGCUUUGACAACAAGCUACGUUGUUGUUGAUGCCUUUACCAGAGACGAUUUUCCAGAUGAUUUUCUCUUCGGAGCCGCCAGUUCUGCUUAUCAGUGGGAAGGAGCUGUUGAUGAAGACGGAAGAACUCCUAGCGUAUGGGAUACUUACGCACACUCUCACAAUAGAAUUUGCGGUAAUGGAGAUAUAACAUCUGAUGGGUAUCACAAAUACAAGGAAGAUGUUAAGCUGAUGGCAAAAAUGGGUUUAGACUCAUUUAGAUUCUCAAUCUCCUGGUCAAGACUAAUACCUAAUGGAAGAGGACUCAUUAACCCAAAAGGCCUAUUGUUUUACAAGAACCUCAUCAAAGAACUAAAAAGCCAUGGAAUCGAACCACAAGUUACGCUUUACCACUAUGAUCAUCCUCAGUCUCUUGAAGAUGAGUACGGAGGAUGGCUCAACCGCAAAAUCAUAGAAGACUUCACUGCUUUUGCAGAUGUAUGUUUCAGAGAGUUUGGGGAGGAUGUAAAGCUAUGGACUACAAUAAACGAAGCUACAAUAUUCGCCCUUGGUUCUUAUUGCCAAGGAAUCUCGCCGCCUGGACGUUGUUCUCCUAACAUAUUCGUCAAUUGUUCUAUGGGAAAUUCUUCUACAGAACCAUAUAUUGUAGGCCAUAACAUUUUGCUAGCUCAUGCCUCUGCUUCGAGAUUGUAUAAACUAAAGUACAAGAGCAAACAGAGAGGAUCCAUAGGGAUUAGUAUAUAUGCAUUCGGGUUUACUCCCUAUACAAACUCCAAGGACGAUGAAAUCGCAACUCAAAGAGCUAAAACUUUCUUCUUUGGCUGGUUGUUGAAGCCUUUGGUAUAUGGAGACUAUCCGGAUGAAAUGAAGAAAACCGUGGGAUCAAGAUUACCAGUUUUCUCAAAGGAAGAGUCAGAGCAAGUUAAAGGAUCAUCUGAGUUUGUAGGAAUGAUUCACUACUCGACAUUCUAUGUCUCAAACCGACCCACACCUUCGUUCUUUCCCAUGAACGAAGGCUUCUUUAAAGACAUGGGCGUCUAUAUGAUCUCCACUGGGAAUUCUUCAUUUCUUGUGUGGGAAGCUACUCCAUGGGGUCUUGAAGAUAUUCUUGAGUAUAUAAAGGACAACUAUAACAAUCCCCCAAUAUACAUUCUUGAAAAUGGUAAGCCGAUGAAUAGCAAUUCGACACUACAAGACACAGAAAGAAUUGAUUACAUUGAAGGUUACAUUGGUGCUGUGCUCAACGCCAUCAAGAAUGGAUCGGACACAAAAGGUUACUUUGUAUGGUCGAUGAUUGAUAUGUAUGAGUUAUUGAGUGGAUAUACGACCAACUUUGGAUUGUACCAUGUGAAUUUCAGCGAUCCUGGUCGCAAGAGAACUCCAAAGCUCUCUGCUGCUUGGUACACUGGUUUUCUCGAUGGUACAAUCAAUGUUGCUUCUCAUGAUAUCAUUCAGUUGGAGAGCAACUCCUCUGGCUCUUCUUCGUUGUAAUGUGUAUUUAACCAAAGGGUCAUGGUUUAGUUUAUUUCAUCUAUACUAUGAAAUACCUCAGCCACUUAGCAAAUGGUUUGAUAAGAUUUGCAUAUGAAAUGAUGCAUGUAGCUGUUGAGACCAACAAAGGUUGCAUAAUAAAAAUUAAACCGUUUGAGGUAACUUACAAAAA
Molecule: messenger RNA, 1821 nt
Organism: Camelina sativa (false flax)
Lineage: Eukaryota; Viridiplantae; Streptophyta; Magnoliopsida; Brassicales; Brassicaceae
Product: beta-glucosidase 10
Biological process (GO): carbohydrate metabolic process
Molecular function (GO): beta-glucosidase activity
Source: RefSeq, a predicted model, not a curated record